Molecule: messenger RNA, 747 nt
Organism: Fibroporia radiculosa
Lineage: Eukaryota; Fungi; Basidiomycota; Agaricomycetes; Polyporales; Fibroporiaceae
Exons: 6
Coding region: 1-747 (248 amino acids)
Biological process (GO): peptidyl-serine dephosphorylation
Cellular component (GO): FAR/SIP/STRIPAK complex
Molecular function (GO): protein serine/threonine phosphatase activity
Source: RefSeq, a predicted model, not a curated record
AUGCGUUACGGGAUGCGGAUUCUCCAUCGCGGGACACCAGGCGACUACGUCGACCGGGGCCUCUUCAGCGUCGAGACCAUCUCCCUCCUCACAUGCCUCAAGCUGCGCUACCCGGACCGCGUGCAGCUCAUCCGCGGCAACCACGAGUCCCGUGCCGUCACCCAAACGUACGGGUUCUACACGGAAUGCGUGCGCAAGUACGGCUCGUCACACGUGUGGACGUAUUUCACAGACAUGUUCGAUUUCCUCACGCUCUCCGUCGUCAUCGACGACAAGAUCUUCUGUGUCCACGGCGGACUGUCGCCAUCAAUCCACUCCAUCGACCAGAUCAAAGUCGUCGACCGGUUUCGAGAAAUCCCACACGAGGGACCCAUGGCGGACCUCGUAUGGUCCGAUCCGGAUCCCGAGAAGGAGGACUUUGCCAUCUCGCCCCGCGGCGCGGGGUACACGUUCGGCUCGGGGGUGGUGUACAAGUUCCUCGAGACGAACGGGAUGUCGCACAUCCUGCGCGCACACCAGCUGUGCAUGGAGGGCUACGCGUCGCUCUUCGACAAGCACCUCUCGACGGUGUGGUCCGCGCCGAACUACUGCUACCGCUGCGGGAACUCGGCGAGCAUCCUCGAGGUCGGCCCCGGCGAGGCGAUGUACUUCAACGUCUUCCAGGCCGCACCCGAGAACGAGCGCGACGGCCCGAGCCAGCAGGCCGCGCAGAACGUGGGCGGGAAGCUCCCGGAAUAUUUCCUGUAA